AGGGACUGAUUUUUGUCUGCUCCUGCUGUGUGCUGCCGGGUGGGGGGGGCGGCGCGCCUCCCCAGGGGAUGUCCGGCCCCUGCCGCGACCGAGCCUCCGAGAGACGCCCGCGGCGGCAUGGCGCAGGUGAAGAAGCGACGCAACGUGUCGCAGCUGAUUGGACGCUGGGUACGUUCUGACACGAAGUAUGACAAUUUGGACGCUUACAUUAAGUACCUUGGCAUUCCCGAGGACAAGGCUCGCGCAGAGAUCGCCGAGCCGCAGAUCCAUAUCAUCACGGCUAUCUCUGAGGAGGAGGUGACGCUGAUUCACCAGCUGCCGUGGAGAGACGGCUACCAGGCCGAGUGCGUGCUGCGCCUCGACGGCCAGCGCCACCCGAUGCCGCCGGCGCUGCGCGACGCGGCGAACGAGAAGGCCGACUGGAUGCAUCGGUUCGACGCCAGUGGGCUGCUCUGCGAGCAGGACCUCACCGUCAAGGGCAAGGCGCACAAGCUGCGGUACUGGCGGACGCUGAGCGCACCGAGCGAGAUCAAGGUCGACGUCCACCUGUACGAGGUCUGCGAGGGCGGCUCGGAGCGGGAGGUCGUGCACGCCGUCCGGUUCUUCGACAGGAUCCCGUUCAAGGAACGCUGGAUUGCGGCAGCUGCCCAGUUCUAUUCAGGCACCGCGUCGUACUUCUAUCUGCGCUCUCUGGCUGGAGAGCUCUUUCAAGCAAUGCCUAUGUAUUGUUCGUAUCGCGGCAGCCACUGUGGUGUGAAGCACGUUGCAGUGCAAGUGCGCAGGUAAUAUUGCGGGCUUCUGCAGCGCAGCGUUUGAUUAUUGAAUUCCCGUGGACGUCCUGCCUGGCACUUGCUUACAGAUCGCUUGGCAAGAUUGUUUGUGCGUUGCAGUUCUGCAGUCUUCUCCUCGGGCGCAAUGAGGUGACCGGUGGGUAGUCGCACGUUUCUGGCUUCUGUUGUAUUCAGGGCCUCCGUUGAGCGGUGAUGUAUUGUUGUUGACCCGCCGAGGGCAGCAUGAGCAAUUCAUGUGCAGUGUAUGGCGUUAGAUUUACGUGAUCUCCAUGAACGGCUUAUGUGUAGAGCGCACCUGGGCAUGGCAGUGGAAAGCGCUGAUAGUAAACGCACUCUCUGUGUGCAUGGGCGCGCCUUGCUCUUUGAGGGCGGCCAGCUUGUGAAUCAAUACCGCGCAGCUCGCCACCCAGCUGACUCGUGUGUAGCACACCAACUGCAAGAGCACAACGCACUUGUUUACACGCCGUUCGUUGACAGUUUGUAUUCUUGGAUUGCCA
Prorocentrum cordatum is the source of this 1288-nucleotide messenger RNA. Lineage: Eukaryota; Dinophyceae; Prorocentrales; Prorocentraceae. The record is from the annotation of a GenBank genome assembly.